Durotheca rogersii is the source of this 1167-nucleotide messenger RNA. RefSeq names its product cytidine deaminase-like protein. NCBI's taxonomy places the organism in Eukaryota, Fungi, Ascomycota, Sordariomycetes, Xylariales, Xylariaceae. The transcript has 2 exons. The record is from RefSeq and is a predicted model, not a curated record. Gene Ontology annotation, molecular function: diaminohydroxyphosphoribosylaminopyrimidine deaminase activity. Bases 129 to 659 code for a protein of 176 amino acids.
ACACCUCUUCCCUACAUGUCGAAGUCACCACCCCCUUGACCUGUUCGAUCCAUUGAAGAAAAUUUUGCCUCCGAUCCUUCAGCUUGUAGCUCUCCCUAAGCUCCGUUCAGUAGAGGCUUGGUUAGAAGAUGACGGAACGCCAUUCCCCGCAAGCCCAAGGCGUAGAAGCGGGAGAUCAUCAGGCGUACAUGAAAUUGGCUCUCUCUUUGGCCACCAAAUCUCCGCCGAAGCCCACCAACUACCGAGUCGGAGCUGUCGUGGUGGAUACGGCAACGAAUACGGUAUUGGCUACGGGCUACACGUUGGAACUUCCAGGAAACACACAUGCCGAACAGUGCUGUUUUGAGAAGCUCGCAGAGAAGUACGGCGUCGCGGCAAGCCAUCUAAGCGAAGCGCUUCCGGGCGAGGUCAUACUUUACACUACGGUGGAGCCGUGCUCCCAGAGGCUGAGCGGGAAUCAGCCAUGCGUGGACAGGAUAUUAGCUAUAGGGAACAGGAUCAAGGCGGUCUACGUCGGCGUGCAGGAACCAGAUAAAUUUGUUAGCGAUAAUUCUAGCAAGAGGAAGUUGGAGGGGGCCGGCAUUCAGGUCGUUCACGUCGGCGGUCUCGAGAAGGAGAUACUACAAGUUGCAACCGCAGGGCAUAGUAACGUCAUCUAAUUCCCAGGUGCAUAAUAUCUCCUCUUAUUUCCUGUUAUCGGAUGUAGUGGAAGCUAUGGGAAUCCCCAAGACCCGGAGCUUAUAAGGAGUAUUGUGCAAAGAUGGGUGGUGCAAUGCUUGCUCCCAGUCCUAGGCAAUUCAGAAGAGGCUGCCCGACAGUAUCAAACUCACCAGAUCAAAAUAACAUGAUUCAUACCUAAGUAUCCACCUACGUUACGUAGCUCCCAUCCCUCGUCGAAUUUAGGUAGGCACCUUAGAAUAGAGAGGGGGAAACAAAAAAAACGAGUUGGGGAGAGUAGAGAGAGAGACCAAGAAGAAAAAAGAGAGAAUGGGCGAGGUAGACGACGAAAAAAUUUGGGUUGCAACUCCCAGUAGACUGGGAGGCAUCAGGAAUUGAGCCCGAUGCGGGGGUCGAACCCGCAACCUUGAGAUUAAGAGUCUCACGCUCUACCGAUUGAGCUAACCGGGCUUAUACUGGAACCGGAAGACUGAGCUACCCGGGAUUCUU